AUGGAAGUUCCUGAACACAAGCAGGUUAAGCAUGUUGCAUGGAGAUUGAAGAGUACUGCUGCAGUUUGGUGGGAUAAAUUGCAGAACACCCGCAAGAAACAAAGGAAGCAGGGUGUUAAAACAUGGCGAAGAAUGAAGCAGCUGAUGAUGGAGAGGUUCUUACCGGACGAUUAUGAACAGAUUUUGUACAGAUUGUAUAUCGAAUGUGUCCAGGGAACUAGGACAGUGGCUGAAUACACCGCUGAGUUCUUGCGUUACUCGGAGCGUAAUGAAUUAGGAGAAACUGAAGGUCAGAAGGUGGCUCGCUUUGUCAGUGGGCUGAAGCCUUCCAUUCAAGAGAAAAUCGGGUUGCAAACUGUUCAUACUAUGGCAGAAGCUUCAAACCUAGCAUUGAAGGCAGAGGGUAAAACCACACUGCAGAAAACAGAAGGUGCUUUUAGGGCUUCCAAUCCUCCUUUUAAAGGUGUUGGUAGUUCUAGUGGUGCUCAAAAUAGAGCCCCGAAUCAGAGAUUUAAUAACCCUUAUGCUAGACCUACGGGAGAUGUCUGUUAUCGAUGCAACAAGCCUGGACAUAGGUCUAAUGUGUGUCCAGAGAGGAGACAAACUGCUCUUAUAGGUGAAUAUGAUGAAGAUGAAGAAGAAGGAGGAAGAGGUGACGAUUAUGAUGGGGCUGAGUUCGCGGAGGAGGAGUCUCCUGAAAAGGUUAAUAUUGUGUUGCAGCGGGUCUUAUUAUGUCCCAAAGAAGAUGGACAACGGCGCAAUAUUUUUAGAUCAUUUUGUUCCGUCAAUAACAAGGUGUGCAAUUUGAUUGUGGAUAAUGGGAGCUGCGAAAACUUUGUAGCCAAGAAACUGGUGGAAUACUUGCAGUUACCUACGCAGCCUCAUGAAGCACCUUAUUCCCUUGGUUGGGUCAAGAAAGGUCCACAAGUUCGAGUUAUUGAUUCUUGCAAAGUACCGGUCUCCAUUGGUAGAGAUAACGUGAUGAUGUUUAUGUGGGAUAGUCAUAAAAUUGCUAUGGCUCCCGUGAGUCAAUUUGAAAAAUCUGGUGGGAAGAAAGGGGAGAGUUUCCUGACCUUAUCUAGUAGUGAGUUUGAGAUGGAGGAGGCUUUUAGAGAAACUGAAGUUUUCUGCCCAGUAGUGAUAAAGGGAUUGUUGGCUACAGAAAAGGAAGAUGUGUUGAUCCCUAAAGAAGUGCAGAAGUUGUUGGGAGAUUUUGAAGAGUUGAUUUCAGAUGAGUUGCCCAACGAACUACCACCUAUGAGAGACAUCCAACAUCAGAUCGAUUUGGGGUUCAUCCGAGAAAGUAUGAGUCCUUGUGCAGUUCCCGUCCUCCUUGUUCCUAAGAAGGGCAAUCAAUGGCGGAUGUGUGUUGAUAGCAGGGCCAUUAAUAAGAUAACUGUGAAGUACAGGUUUCCUAUUCCUCGUUUGGAAGACAUGCUUGACGAGCUAGAAGGUUCCAAAGUGUUUACCAAGAUAGACCUUCGAAGUGGAUAUCACCAAAUUCGAAUCAAGCCAGGAGAUGAAUGGAAGACAGCUUUUAAGAGCAAGGAUGGCUUGUACGAGUGGAUGGUCAUGCCAUUCGGGUUGUCUAAUGCACCCAGCACUUUUAUGAGGCUUAUGAACCAGGUUCUUCGCCCCUUUAUGGGUUCCUUUGUAGUAGUGUAUUUUGAUGAUAUACUGAUAUAUAGCAGGACCAAAGAAGAACAUCUGGUGCAUUUGAAGCAGGUUUUGGAAGCUUUACAGGAGAAUAAACUGUACAUCAACUUAAAAAAAUGUACAUUCUGCACCAACAAGUUAUUAUUUCUGGGAUUUGUGGUUGGAGAAGAAGGCAUUCAGGUUGAUGAAGAGAAGGUACGAGCAAUAAGAGAAUGGCCAGCUCCGAAAACAGUUUCUGAAAAAGGCAAAUUCCAAUGGGGAGAGGAACAAGAGAAGAGCUUUGCCUUAAUCAAGGAGAAGCUUUGUACUGCACCAGUUCUUGCUCUUCCUAAUUUUGACAAGGUAUUCGAGGUAGAAUGUGAUGCUAGUGGCGUGGGAGUGGGUGCUGUAUUGUCACAAGAGAAGAAACCCGUAGCAUUCUUUAGUGAAAAGUUGAGUGAAGCUCGUCAGAAGUGGAGUACUUAUGACCAAGAAUUUUAUGCAGUGUUCCGGGCAUUGAGGCAAUGGGAGCACUACUUGAUUCAGAGGGAGUUCGUACUGUUCACCGAUCACCAAGCCUUGAAGUACCUCAAUAGCCAGAAAACUGUGAAUAAAAUGCAUGCAAGGUGGGUGAGUUUUCUGCAGAAGUUUCCUUUUGUGAUUCAACAUAAAUCUGGUACUCUUAACCGGGUCGCAGAUGCUUUGAGUAGGAGGGCGUCCUUACUGGUCACUUUAGCUCAGGAGAUUGUGGGGUUUGACCUCUUGAAGGAGUUGUAUGAAGAAGAUGUUGAUUUCAAGGAGAUUUGGGCCAAGUGCAGCAAUAACAAUGCAGUCGCAGAUUUUUAUGAGAAUGAAGGAUAUUUAUUCAAGGGCAACAGACUUUGUAUCCCUAGUUCUUCAUUGAGGGAAAAACUGAUCCGAGAUCUGCAUGGAGGAGGAUUGAGCGGGCACUUGGGCAGAGACAAGACUAUUGCUAGUCUUGAGGAGCGGUAUUUCUGGCCACAGUUGAAGAAGGAUGCAGGAACUAUUGUGAGAAAGUGCUACACCUGCCAAGUAUCUAAGGGUCAGUCCCAAAAUACAGGUCUUUAUCUACCUUUACCUGUUCCUGAUGACAUUUGGCAGGACCUUGCUAUGGAUUUUGUGUUGGGCUUACCCCGUACCCAAAGGGGAGUGGAUUCAGUGUUUGUGGUAGUUGAUAGGUUCUCUAAGAUGGUGCAUUUCAUCGCAUGUAAAAAGACUGCUGAUGCUUCUAAUAUAGCUAAAUUAUUCUUCAGGGAAGUGGUUCGUUUGCAUGGAGUACCCAAGUCCAUUACAUCUGACAGAGACACCAAGUUCCUUAGCCAUUUCUGGAUUACUUUGUGGAGGAUGUUUGGAACAUCUUUGAACCGUAGUAGCACAGCCCAUCCUCAAACGGAUGGCCAGACAGAGGUUACUAACAGAACUUUGGGUAACAUGGUCCGGAGCGUUUGUGGAGAUCGACCCAAACAGUGGGAUUAUGCUUUGCCCCAGGUGGAGUUUGCUUAUAACAGUGCUGUGCAUAGCGCCACAGGGAAGUCACCAUUCUCCUUAGUUUAUACUACUGUUCCUCAACAUGUGGUUGAUCUGGUGAAGCUUCCUAAGGUUCCUGGAGUUAGUGUUGCUGCUGAUAGUAUGGCUAGAGAUGUACAAGCUGUUCGAGAUGAAGUUAAGGCUAAGCUGGAAGCAACUAAUGCUAAGAAUAAAACUGCAGCUGAUAAACAUCGGCGAGUUAAAGUAUUCCAGGAAGGUGAUGACGUGAUGGUGUUCCUGAGGAAGGAGAGAUUCCCUGUUGGUACCUAUAACAAGUUGAAGCCCAGAAAAUAUGGUCCUUUUAAGGUGGUGAAGAAGAUCAAUGAUAAUGCUUAUGUUGUUGCACUUCCAGAUUCAAUGGGCAUUUCUCACACUUUCAAUGUUGCUGAUCUGCAUGAGUUUCAUGAAGAUGAGGGUGUUAGUGCCAGCUCUCUUUGA
Molecule: messenger RNA, 3621 nt
Organism: Rosa chinensis
Lineage: Eukaryota; Viridiplantae; Streptophyta; Magnoliopsida; Rosales; Rosaceae
Product: transposon Ty3-G Gag-Pol polyprotein
Exons: 6
Coding region: 1-3621 (1206 amino acids)
Biological process (GO): DNA integration
Molecular function (GO): zinc ion binding; nucleic acid binding
Source: RefSeq, a predicted model, not a curated record